UUUUUUCGUCGUUUCUGCAGGUAUUUAACAGAUGGUAUGCUUUUGAGAGAGGCAAUGACGGAUCCUCUUUUGGAACGAUACAAAGUAAUUAUUCUUGAUGAGGCACAUGAAAGGACUUUGGCUACAGAUGUGUUAUUUGGCCUUCUUAAGGAAGUUCUUAAAAACAGACCUGACUUGAAGUUGGUUGUUAUGAGUGCUACACUUGAAGCUGAAAAGUUUCAGGGAUAUUUUUUUGGAGCCCCUCUAAUGAAAGUUCCUGGAAGGCUACAUCCAGUUGAAAUUUUUUAUACUCAAGAACCAUUUUUUUUUUCAUUUUUUACACUCGUCAAAACUGCGAAAACAAUUGCUUCUCCAGGGCGUGGUAUUUUGGCCAUGGAUGAAUCCAAUGCUACAUGUGGAAAGCGGUUGGAUUCAAUUGAACUAGAGAACACCGAAACUAACCGUCAAGCAUGACGUAAAAUUAUAUAUGAAGAAAGUGUUAUGACUUAGUUAAAAUAUAAUUUUUAUGUGUAUGAUUUUAUAAUACUUGAAAUAUUAUGACUUUACAUGAUUUUGUAUAUUUUUUUGGUUAAUAUGAAAAAUAUUUUGACUUAGUUAAAAUAUGAUUUUUAUGUGUAUAAUUUUUAUAGUAUUUGCAAUAUUACGACUGAAAAUGAAAUAUAACUAAAUGGUGUAUAUGAAAUAGGGUGUAAAUAGAUAUAAUUGUUCAUUCAUAAAUGGCGUA
Messenger RNA from Vicia villosa (hairy vetch), 724 nucleotides. RefSeq names its product probable pre-mRNA-splicing factor ATP-dependent RNA helicase DEAH2. Gene Ontology annotation, cellular component: intracellular anatomical structure. The coding region runs from base 37 to 453 and encodes 138 amino acids. NCBI's taxonomy places the organism in Eukaryota, Viridiplantae, Streptophyta, Magnoliopsida, Fabales, Fabaceae. Gene Ontology annotation, molecular function: RNA binding; fructose-bisphosphate aldolase activity. The record is from RefSeq and is a predicted model, not a curated record. The transcript has 2 exons. Gene Ontology annotation, biological process: glycolytic process.